UUUAAGGUAAGUUGUCUUGGAGAGAUCAUCCAUAUCGAAUCUCUGAUCGAUAUGGAUUUGAAUGAAAACAGGAGUUAUGAUUCUGACCAGACUACAUACUACUCCGCUGACUCCGGCAUGAGUGAUCAUGAGAUAGGGUCUGACAUGGGAUUUGAGGAUCAUGAAGCUUACGAGGUAGGUUCUGACAUGAGUAUUACUGAUGGGGAUGGUGAGAUAGAGCACUCUGAGCCCAGUUAUGGCGGCCAUGAAUAUGAUGAUUUUGUUGGCACGACACCGUUUUGGCAUAGGUAUCAUUGUUAUCCUGCAUCUAAAACUGAAAAGCAUGCAUACACUGAGAGUAGUGAUAAAAUCAUAAUGCCUCCCUCAGCCCUCGACGUCCUUGCUUCUCUAAACAUUGAUUAUCCAAUGUUGUUCGAGUUCCGGCCAUAUUCUUUUGAUGCUGCCGAGAAUAAUGAGACUGAGAAAUUUCGUGUCUCUCAUUGUGGGGUUUGGGAGUUCACUGCAGAAGAAGGCUUUGUCUACAUGCCUAAUUGGAUGAUGGAAAAUAUGAACUUGAAAGAGGGAGACCUUGUGCUGUUUCAAAACCAGACUCUUCCGAAAGGCAGUCAUGUCAAAUUGCAGCCUCAUACAAAGGACUUCUUGGACAUCCCUGACCCAAAAGCUAUGUUGGAGGCGGCUCUCGGGACGUUUUCUUGUUUAACAACUGGGGAUACUAUUGUGCUACCUUAUGAGAACAAGAAGUAUUAUAUGGAUAUCAUUGAAACAAAGCCUUCUGAUGCCAUAGGCAUUAUCGACACAGACUGUGAGGUUGACUUUGCACCUCCUCUUGACUAUAAGGAACCUGAGAAACCUGUUGCUUCAUCAAUUCCUCUGAACAAGGAAGCAGAUGGCCAAGUUGACAUACCUAAAUUCAGCCCUUUUAAGGGAACUGGGAGGCGUUUGGAUGGCAAGGCUUUGCAGUAUGAGUCAGCAUUAGAUUCUUCCUCAUUUGUUGCCGCGAAUGGUAAUCCACAACCUUGUACAGAAUCUAGUUCACGAGCUACUAGACGCCGGGCUCAGGGGAAGCUUGUUUUUGGCGCAGAUACUGCUCCAAAGGUAGCCUCAAAAGAGGUCAAACAACAGCAGCAGCUCCAAGAGAAAGAAGAGCCAAAGUUCCUGGCUUUUACUGGGAAAAUGUACUCCCUAACUUGAAUUUUUUUUAUGUAAAUCAUGAAAUUUUAUUUGUUUCAAGUUUUAGCCAUUCAUAUCAAGUAUCAUUGGUUUUCUAUCGACUUUGUUCUUCUCUGU
Messenger RNA from Rosa rugosa (rugosa rose), 1287 nucleotides. RefSeq lists its product as uncharacterized. Gene Ontology annotation, molecular function: polyubiquitin modification-dependent protein binding. NCBI's taxonomy places the organism in Eukaryota, Viridiplantae, Streptophyta, Magnoliopsida, Rosales, Rosaceae. The record is from RefSeq and is a predicted model, not a curated record. The coding region runs from base 52 to 1191 and encodes 379 amino acids. Gene Ontology annotation, cellular component: VCP-NPL4-UFD1 AAA ATPase complex. The transcript has a single exon.